AUGACCCAGAGUCGGACGACUUCUACAUGGUACUCGCAUAUGUGGAAGACAAAUGGUCUCGGGAUUAACAUAUCUUCAUGCUCAUAUCCAAAGAUGAAAAUGUUUUGUGGUGCUGCGGAAGUAGUCUUCUUUUGGAGAGUCCGAUAUUUCGAGUUGUCAGCCGGUGAUUUCGAGUUGUUAAGCUGUUUGAGUAUGAUUUUGUGCAAUACACUAUGCUUAAGCUCCAGACAAUCUAGAUUAACCAACAAGACCAGGGAUGAACAACCAUGUCUUUGUUUCCUAUGCUUAUGCUCUUGCUACUUUUGUUCUUCUUCCUGUCACUCUUUUCACAAGAAGAUCCGAGCUUCAAGUAGAAUGUGUUUUUGA
Molecule: messenger RNA, 366 nt
Organism: Vicia faba (fava bean)
Lineage: Eukaryota; Viridiplantae; Streptophyta; Magnoliopsida; Fabales; Fabaceae
Source: the annotation of a GenBank genome assembly